AUGGGCGCUGAGGCUGGUGAUAUCACAAACCAACCGCACAAGCUCGAAAGAACAAGUACCACCAUCUCAGAGGAUAAGGUCGCCUCUAAUGUAGGUACAAAUAAAAUUAAUAGGCCAGUGAUGGACGCCGCCUAUGUUGGGUGGAAGCAAAUCGGAAAUUGGGAAGAAAAGGAUGAAUUGACUCCGGAAGACUACCUACUGGAUUUGAAUAAGGAAACUAUCUUGAAUAAUAUUAUUCCAGAUAAUAUGUAUGGGGAUUGGUACCAUUCAGUAGCUGUAUUUUUUGUUGGUGGUCUCUUAUCAUUUGGUUUUGGAUAUUUCCAUUUUUCAUUUGGACCUGUGUUCUUCGUCGUACUUAUAACUGCUCUGUUAUAUAGAACCUCUGUGAAGAAAUACAGAGCUUCUAUUAGAGAUUUGGCUCAAAAGGAAAUUACGGUACAAAAAGUGGAAGACGAUUUUGAAUCAUUAGAAUGGUUAAAUAAUUUGUUAACAAAAUAUUGGCCUAUUAUUGAGCCUCAUGUGUCUGGAAUGAUUGUGCAACAGGUAAAUGAUAUCCUAAGAACAAAUCCAUCAAUUCCACCCUUUAUUAAAGCACUUUGGAUAGAUCAAUUUACUUUAGGGGUCAAGCCACCAAGAAUUGAUCAUGUAAGAACUUUCCAAAAUACAGCAAGCGAUGUCGUUGUCGUGGAUUGGGGUGUUUCAUUCACACCACAUGAUUUAUCAGAUAUGGAUGCAAAACAAGUAAGAAAUUACGUUAAUCAAAAAGUUGUCAUAAAGGCAAAUGUAUUUGGUGUCACUAUCCCAGUAUCAGUAUCUGAUAUAUCAUUCAAGGCAGACACCAGGGUUCGUUUUAAGUUAAUGACCCCCUUCCCACAUGUGGAAACCGUUAACGUUCAAUUAUUAGAAGUUCCCGAUAUUGAUUUUGUUGCUUCAUUAUUUGGUAACACUCUUUUCAAUAUGGAAAUUUUAUCUAUUCCAGGUCUUUUGCCGUUGAUCAACCAAAUGGCAAAGAAAUACAUGGGACCUGUACUUUUACCACCAUUCUCUUUACAAUUAAACAUUCCACAACUGAUUUCCCAAGCUAAUCUGGCUAUAGGUAUUUUAGAAAUUACAGUAAAGAAUGCCAAAAAUAUUGUACGUUCUUCCAGUAUGCUUAACGUGUCUAUUGAUCCAUAUUUAGCAUUUGAAUUAUCAGGUAAAAUUGUUGGGAAGACAAGAACUGUGAGAGAUACAUUGAAUCCUGUCUGGAAUGAAACCAUUUAUGUCUUACUUGAAACUUUUACUGAUCCAUUGACUAUAUCUCUUUAUGAUAAACGUGACAGAUUAAAGGAUAAAGUAUUGGGUAGAAUCGUUUAUAAUUUAAAUUCAUUGCAUGAUCAAAGAGAACAAAAGAAAAUUACUGCAUCUUUCCUAAGAAACUCUAAACCAAUGGGUGACUUAACUUAUGACUUGAGGUUCUUCCCAACAUUAUCACCAAAGAGAUUACCUAAUGGGGUAGUGGAAGAAUUACCAGAUUUGAAUACUGGUGUAACUAAAGUUGUCAUUGAAGAAGCAAGAGGGUUGGCUGAGCUUGGUACAAAGGUUAAUGCUUACGUGGAACUUUAUUUGAAUGCCAAAUUGGUUCUUUCCACGAAGAAGAUAGCCACAGAUGAAGAAGUUUUUGGAUGGAAUGAAGAAUACGAAGCUGUCAUUGUUGAUCGUCGUAAGGCCAGAUGUAAGUUUGUCGUUAAAGAUGGUAACGAUGAUAGUAUUAUCACAUCGACAAUUCAAUCAUUGAAUGAUCUGAUUGAUAGAACACAAACUGAUAAGAAAUUGAUUCCAUUGAAAAAUUCUAAAGGUGAAUUGAAAGUUACCACUUAUUGGAAACCUGCCGUUCUUGAUUUAGGUUCCACCUCAAUUGCUUAUACUCCACCAAUUGGUGCUGUUAGAGUAUUUAUUCAAAAGGCAGAGCAUUUGAAGAACUUGGAAAAGAUCGGUAAGAUUGAUCCUUAUGCAAAGGUUUUGGUUAAUGGUUUAUCUAAGGGUAGAACUGAAACAAGGGAACAAACAUUGAAUCCUGUAUGGAACCAGGCUAUAUAUGUCGCAGUAACCUCUCCAAAUCAAAGAAUUACCAUCGAAUGUAUGGAUGUGGAAACCGUCAAUAAAGAUCGUUCCUUAGGGAAAUUUGAUGUAAAUUUACAAGAACUAUUUGAAAAAGAUGAAUCAGACAAAUAUAUUCAAAAGUCUGAUAAUAAACCAAGGGUGGGGCGUUUAGUAAGUAAAAAAGGUUCUAAGGGUGAUGUUACAUAUACAGUUGCAUUCUAUCCAUCAAUGCCAAUUCUAACACUAGAGGAAAUCCAAGAUUUAGAAAAGAUUCAGAAAAAGAAGAAAGCCAUUGAAGCACGUAAGAAGUCAGUCAAAAUAACUAGUUUAUCAGCGGAUGAACAGCAAGAGAUAAAAGAGGACGAAGCUGAAAUUACCGAAUUGGAAAGUCUAUAUGGUGAUAAACAGAAGCUUGAAUUGGAUGAUUUGUUAAAGUAUAAAUCUGGUGUCUUAGCUAUGUCAGUGUUGGAUGGUAGUGUACCUGGUGCUGGAUAUUACGUCCAAGCUUUCUUUGAUGCAAAUGGACAUGCUCGUUUCACCAGUCCGGAAACGCAAUCAAAGGUUAUUAGAACUGGGUGGACUGGUGAUGUUAUGAUAAAGGAGCUUGAAAGUUCCAUGACAAUGCUUAAAGUUACCAAGAAAAGAAAUUCAAAUAAAGUGGAAAGUAUUGUGUGUUCUGUUACUAUCCCCACCUUAGAACUUAUCAAGAAAAGUUAUUAUAGGCCAUCAAUCCUAACUUUAUCAGGGGACGACAGUUCUACUCUAAUGGUACAAGUUUCCUGGUUCCCAAUAGAUGUUUCUGAGUUACCACAAGCUGAUUUGAUAUCAAAUUCCGGUGAUUUAACAAUCACAGCAAAGAGCGCAGAGAAUUUAUUACCUUCUGAUUUGAACGGGUUCUCUGAUCCAUAUCUGAAAUUCUAUGUAAAUGCUGAAAAGGGUGAACCUGCAUGGAAGACAAAGACAGUCAAGAAAACAUUGAAUCCAACAUGGAAUGAUACAGGAACUAUACAAGUGGGUAAUCGUAUGUAUGAUACGUUGGUCAUUAGGGUGAUGGACUGGGAUAGCACAAGUGCCGAUGACACGAUAGGUUGGGCCUCCCUUCCAUUAAGCCAAGUAGACCCCAAAGGAACAACGAGUAUAGACAUUCAAGUAGACGGAGAGAAUGGUGAGGAUGGUGGUAUUUUACAUCUUGAUUUUGAGUUCGAACCAAAAUACGUAACAACUGUUACCAAACGUGAAACUAAAGUUGGUGAUAUUGCCUCAAAGGGUAUUGGUACUGGUUUGAAAGCAGGUACGACGGUUAUUGGUGCUGGUCUGGGAACCGUUGGGAAACUCAGACAUGGUAUUUUUGGUGGAAAGAAAAAAAGUCAUAAAAGUGCGGAAGACAGCGAAUAA
Molecule: messenger RNA, 3477 nt
Organism: Naumovozyma castellii
Lineage: Eukaryota; Fungi; Ascomycota; Saccharomycetes; Saccharomycetales; Saccharomycetaceae
Gene: TCB1
Product: tricalbin
Exons: 1
Coding region: 1-3477 (1158 amino acids)
Source: RefSeq, a predicted model, not a curated record